CUUCCCAAGGGUCUACAAUUUUCAUUUAUUCUUUGCUCAGUCUCCCCCUCCAUGCCAGUCUGUGUCUUUUGAUGUGCCAAAGACUUACUUGAUCCAAGAGAAAGAAGGAACAGUUCUUCACUAAAAAAAAAAAAAUCCUUGGACUAUUUAAAACCCCCUUCUUUGCACAAGAAGGGAAACUGAGAAUCUUUUUUUUUUUUUUUAUACAUCUGCAAAACAUCAUUCACUCUGAAACUGAAGUCACUUGAGAGUCUAUAGAGGGAGAGUGAGCACACAUUGGUUUCAAGAUGUUUUAAGGCUGAAAAGUUUCUUCUGUUGGUUUUAAAUGCUGAGUUGGAUUAAGGCUGAAAGAAACAAGAUAUUGAUCUUCCAAACAUUUGUCUGACCAAAUCAAGAAGAGGACAUUUUUUUCUGGAAUCUGGGCAAGUGAUAUUUAUUCUGGAUUACUGAUUCACUUCUGUUAACUUUUGCCGGUGGUACCUAGAUCUGAGAUACCAAGAGGUGGGUCCAUUUUUUUUUAUUUCUGAUUUACAUAAUUUUGGUUAUAUUCUUUGCCAAGAAUCCCCCCCCCCCCCAAAAAAAAAGGUCUCUGUAGGACACCAUGACCUCCAGCUAUAGUCACCACGUUUUGGACAGACAAGCUACCAUCGCUAGUAGAUUAGAAGGUCCAAUCACAGCUAACCUGGACAAUUUACAGGCAAAAAAGAAUUUUUCAGUGAGUCAUUUGUUGGAUCUGGAAGAAGCCGGGGAAAUGGUUGGAGCACAAGCCGAUGAUGCCUCGGUGGAAGCCGGCAGGAGCUUGCUGGAGUCCCCGGGAUUGACCAGUGGAAGUGACACACCUCAGCAAGAAAAUGAACAUUUGAAUGCAGAGCAGAAGAAAAAGAGAAAACAGAGACGGAACAGAACCACAUUUAACAGUAGCCAGCUCCAAGCUCUUGAGAGAGUAUUUGAAAGAACGCAUUACCCAGAUGCCUUUGUACGAGAGGAUCUUGCACGCAGAGUAAACCUGACUGAGGCCAGAGUCCAGGUAUGGUUCCAGAACAGAAGGGCCAAGUUCCGUAGAAAUGAAAGAGCCAUGCUGGCAAACAAGAAUGCAUCACUUCUCAAAUCAUAUGCCGGGGAUGUGACAGCUGUGGAACAACCAAUAGUACCACGCCCAGCUCCAAGACCUAAUGAUUAUCUAUCUUGGGGCACUGCCUCCCCAUAUAGUGCCAUGGCUACUUAUUCGUCCACCUGUGCCAACACCAAUCCUGCUCAGGGAAUGAAUAUGGCCAACAGUAUCGCUAAUCUAAGGCUGAAGGCAAAGGAAUACAGUUUGCAGAGGAACCAAGUGCCUACUGUCAAUUGAAAAAAAAGAGGCUGUAAAUGUAAAUAAUUUAAAUAUACAACUGCCAAUCCCUGCCUUGUAAUAAACAUAACAAUGCAUUGACUUUAAAAUGGGACAAAGUUGAGAGAUGCAGGAUAGAAAACAGAAUUGUUUUGAUAUCUUCUUCUCUUGGGAAAAUGCCACCAAAUAAUUUCCAUUUUGAUUUACCUUCAUGCUGCGCUUGCUAUAAUAUAGAGCUUUUUUACCAUUUCAUACAUCUUCUGAGUGUCUUCUUUACAUAGACAGGUGGGUCCAGGCAGAAGAUUUAUGUCUUCAGGAAACCAAGCCAAAUCUUCAGUCUUAGACAUAUAUGAUGCCUUUUUGUUUUCAACCUUGAUUCUAGCAUGAAAAAUCACCAGGACUCCAUCAGAAGGUAGCUUCUAACAUCAUUGGAAGUGUGUUCUCUUCACAAAGGAACAUUUGAAAACAAAGACCCUUGCCCAAUACCUUGAUGGUUGAUGGAUAUUUUGAAGGUUGUGUUGAAGAUAUACAAUUGACACAAAAUACAUAAGUUCACCCUGAAUUUUAAGAAUAGAAGUUUUGUUAGAUACGGUAUCAGGCUUGAUGAGCCUACAGAAUCAUUUUCCUUGUCAAAACUGUUUUUUAUGUGUUGUUUAUCAUUGUCAACUUAAGUGACAUUAAAAUUAUUUUUUAACUUGUACCAGCAUAAUUUGAGAGAAAUGAGUAAACUGCUUUAAUACAAACUUCUCUACUUGAAAACAUGUGGCUGUCUACAAAGUAUUUAGAUAGUGAUACAAUUAAAGGGGUAUGUAACCUUUAUUAAUGUAUGUAGUUUGAUUAUAACUAGACAGUCAUUGUUUGGAACAAAGUCACUCUCAAAAUAAUUUUGAUCUGUAUUUUGAACAUUUAAUAUAGAUUAUGGACAAUGCAGACACUAAUUAAUUUAGUAUCAAAAAUAAUAUAUUCCCAACAAAUAGGCUGUAAUUGUUUGUUUUAGCCUAAAUAAAUUAUAGAAUAUAUUUCCCUGCUUAUUUUGUACUGGCCUAACAUUUAAAUGUUUGCAAAAUCAACAGAAUAUAAAAACAUAGGAAAGUUUCACGAGCACCUUUAGACCAAAAAAAAAAACCAACAGAAAGAGAGGCAUGGAAAAUUCCAAAUAUGUCUGCCAUACUGAAAUUCAUGUGGGUGAUGAUAAAUUAUGUUUUUUAUUUUUAAUACUGGUUUCUUUAUUGAACUUUCAAAUAUUUUAAGGUACAUUGGCACAUGACAUUCUAAAAUAAUGUAUAUAUAUUUGAUUCUUAAAACAUAUUUUGGCUUCAAGGCCAGACUGGGAAUAAAAAACAGCCCUGGAAAAAUAUGAAGACAAGCCCUAUUUUCCGUUGAGUCAGUAGCAUAUAUGCCCCAUUUUUCUCAAAAAAGAUUACUGGGAUACUUCUUCCCCCAAUAUUUUUUUUUUUUCAGAAUUAAAUUAUAUUACUUUGUAAUAAAUAAAAGUGACUGAUUCUUGUUAUAUAUGCACCCUACAACCCAAGUGCAUCCAUUAAUUACAGUUUUAAAUUGUAGCUUAUCAGCCCCAGCUACUGCAGCCCACCGGGACAUCUCCAGGUAUCUUGGUAGGCCAGUCAAGCCUUGUUUUGCUUAAUAUCAUUUAUGAUACAUUUUGGAAUAUAAUAAUAAUAAUAUAUAAUAAUAACUAGUAUUUAUAUAGCGCCUUUCUCCCAGUGGGACUCAAAGUGCUUUUUCAGCGCUCAUUCUCGAUAUUAACCAAAUCGUCAGCUGAAUAGUAAUAGUUGUUAUUAUUACCCAAUUUAUGGAAUAUAUAAUAUACUAACAAAGAAAGUGAAUGGAAGUCAUGUGCCAUAAUAAGAUUUCAGCAACUCUAAAUCUUCAGAAAUAUGGCAGUAAAUCACAGUUGUAAGUAAUUUGCCUCAGGAAAGAGGUCCCAAAAAAAAUAGUGAUAUUACAUUUAAAUUGUAGAUAAUCUUAUCAACUAACAUACCUUUGUCUUCUUAAGUGAUUCUCAUGAACGUAUUCAUUAAAUUAAAACUUUAAAUGGUCAUUUUAUACUUUUCAUGACAUCUAAAAAAAAAUGUGUUAGAUCUGAAAAAGUGAUUAAGGAAUUAAUUUUAUCAAUAAGGAUUUGUGUCAGUUCAAAAGCACUGGACACUAUUUAAUUGCUCAAAUUGCGUUUUUUUGUUAGCAAUUGGACAACUGGUCCUUGGUUUUAAAUGCAUUAUCAUCUUUAUGGUCAGCAUCCUGGGAUGUUUAUUUGUCAGUGACUUUUAAUAUUAGAAGCCUCCUGAAAAAGUUUGUAGAAUGAAAAUUACUUACAAAAGAAGACUUGAUUUGUAAUUAUUCUGUUACAGUUUUACCACUGACAAGACUGUCAAAAUGCAUUCUAUAUAAAUUUAUGUGUAUAGUUAUACAUGCCAGCUUUUUAGUUUUUUUUGUAAAAAAAAAAUAAAAGAAAAAAAUAAAAUACAUCAUAAAA
Bombina bombina (fire-bellied toad) is the source of this 3818-nucleotide messenger RNA. RefSeq names its product paired related homeobox 1 (gene PRRX1). Lineage: Eukaryota; Metazoa; Chordata; Amphibia; Anura; Bombinatoridae. Gene Ontology annotation, biological process: regulation of DNA-templated transcription. The record is from RefSeq and is a predicted model, not a curated record. The coding region runs from base 602 to 1348 and encodes 248 amino acids. Gene Ontology annotation, molecular function: DNA binding; DNA-binding transcription factor activity, RNA polymerase II-specific. The transcript has 4 exons.